Messenger RNA from Candidozyma duobushaemuli, 633 nucleotides. Its product is annotated as SCF ubiquitin ligase complex subunit. The transcript has a single exon. NCBI's taxonomy places the organism in Eukaryota, Fungi, Ascomycota, Pichiomycetes, Serinales, Metschnikowiaceae. The record is from RefSeq and is a predicted model, not a curated record. Bases 1 to 633 code for a protein of 210 amino acids.
AUGAUCACUGGACAGUCAGAGGACUGGCCAACUGCUGAAGCUAUAUUCUCGAUCGUUCCCAAUCUGCAAAGUGUGAUUGAUUUUGUCGCACUUGAAAAUUGUGUUGUCUUCAUAGAUCAAAGUGGAUCAUUGAAAAGAUAUGUUUUUCCAGAUGAGGGCGCAACUUGCGGUAGCGUCGAGUCACUUGAAUCUUUCAACGAGUGGUUGAUUUAUAGAUCCAUCAAAAAAAAUUCAAACGUGGCAUUCACCAAAAUUGUCGGCUGUUUUAAGACGUUUGUCGUCUUCACUGAUGAUGGUCUGAUUGUGAUAGGGAAAAAGCAAGAGCAUCUGUUUUCCAUGGAGGUUCCUCGAAAGCUUCAGAAUGAAUCGAUCGUUGACAUCGUGGUGGGUGACUACCAUUAUCUCGCUAUCACGAAAAACGGUGAUCUUCUAAGCUGGGGUUUAGAACUGCAAUCAAACGGAUGCUUAGGUUUAGGUAGUGAAACUGAUACUGGUGUCAUGCAAGAAGAGGGUACAAGUCUUAGAGUCGUCGAUCCUACCGUGGUCCCUAAGCAAAAUACGAACGGUCAAUGGUUGAGAAUCGCAGCCGCCGGCUGGCACUCUUGUGCUGUAUAUGUCAACAAAUCACCGUGA